AUGGAAAAGAUGGUGGGCUCCAGCUUCCCGACUUUUGCUGAGGUUGCCUCCGUGGGAGAACGGAUUGAAAGCCAGAUCAAGAAGGGAAAGCUACCUUGUGCUGCUAAUGCUUCAAGUGGGAUGAAGAAGCCUUAUCCUAAUCUCCCAAAGAAGCCAGAAGGUCAGACCAAUGCCAUAAUGAGAAGAGGAGGAUAUAUGGCACCUCCAUAUGCUCAUACGCCUUAUCAUCAGGUUGCCGCGGUCAUCCCGACACCAUAUCAUCCACCCUAUCAACAACCAUAUCAACAACAAUAUCAACAACCAUAUCAACAGCCGGCUUACCAGCAGCCGUAUCAGAAUCAACAGCAACAUGCUCCACCACAACGUCAACCUAACCAACAGAGGGCAAGGAGGCUAGAAAUACAUUUCGAUCCUUUGCCAGUACCAUACAACAAGAUCCUUCCCUACCUGCUAAAGGAUGAAUCAAUUGUUUUGAAGGAGCUAACACCUGCAACUCCGCCAUAUCAACAGGCUACAAUGUCAAUGCUCACUGCGAGUAUCACAUGGGUGCCCCAGGGCACACAAUGGAGAAUUGCAAGGCUUUAA
Molecule: messenger RNA, 585 nt
Organism: Lathyrus oleraceus (garden pea)
Lineage: Eukaryota; Viridiplantae; Streptophyta; Magnoliopsida; Fabales; Fabaceae
Exons: 1
Coding region: 1-585 (194 amino acids)
Source: RefSeq, a predicted model, not a curated record